Molecule: messenger RNA, 795 nt
Organism: Mangifera indica (mango)
Lineage: Eukaryota; Viridiplantae; Streptophyta; Magnoliopsida; Sapindales; Anacardiaceae
Product: 60S ribosomal protein L9-like
Exons: 3
Coding region: 68-652 (194 amino acids)
Biological process (GO): cytoplasmic translation
Cellular component (GO): ribosome; cytosolic large ribosomal subunit
Molecular function (GO): structural constituent of ribosome; rRNA binding
Source: RefSeq, a predicted model, not a curated record
UACACAUGGUUUUGCACUUUCAUUGUAGCCGCAGCAAGGAGCAGACUAUCACUGUCCAUUUCAAAAAAUGAAGACGAUACUUUCUUCAGAGACGAUGGACAUCCCUGAAGGCGUUAAGAUCAAGGUUAAUGCCAAGAUUAUCGAGGUGGAGGGGCCUAGAGGGAAACUAAGCCGCAACUUCAAGCACCUCAACCUCGACUUCCAUCUCAUGACUGACGAGGAGACCGGCAAGCGCAAGCUCAAGAUUGACGCCUGGUUCGGCUCCCGCAAGACCAGCGCUGCCAUCCGAACCGCCCUCAGCCAUGUGGAGAAUCUUAUCACCGGUGUCACUAAGGGUUACCGUUAUAAGAUGAGAUUUGUAUACGCUCACUUUCCAAUAAACGCUUCCAUCACCAAAGGAAACAAGUCCAUUGAGAUCCGUAACUUUCUUGGAGAGAAGAAGGUUCGAAAAGUGGAUAUGCUUGAAGGUGUGAGCGUUGUCCGAUCCGAAAAGGUGAAGGAUGAGCUCAUUUUGGAUGGGAAUGACAUUGAGCUGGUCUCUCGGUCUUGUGCUUUGAUUAAUCAGAAAUGCCAUGUCAAGAACAAGGAUAUCAGGAAAUUCCUUGACGGUAUCUAUGUCAGUGAAAAGGGCACAAUCUUGGAUGAAGAAUGAUUCAUUUUCAACUUUCUGUCAUAGUAAUCUUAUGCAAGUUUAUUGUUCUUGCUUCAAACCCGUUAUAUUGUUUUUGUGGAGUUUUUUGUAUGAGAGAAUUUUGGAUUUCUGCCAUACUAGUCUAUAAUGAUUUUCUUCCGGUA